CAGCGCUGGAGUUGGCCUUAACACCAGAGCUUUCAAUCAAUCAUUCUAAGGCACCCACUGGCUUACAAAUAAGAGACUGAGAGAUGGGUUUUUGGAGGAGGUACCAGGUUACACAUUAACACAAGUCUUCCUUUUCCUCAGGUUUUUGUGUUUGGAAGUUUUCAAGAUUCUCUUUGCUGGGUAUAACAAGUACUAUUCUUUUAUGCCUGUUUCAAGUUUAUUUCCAGAUUCCCCUUUUUCUCGCUGGGAUUUUUUAUAUGUAGUGAGAAAUAGGAGAAUCUCUGAAGAGUUUGCUUUGUUUUUUUGAUCUCUUUCUUUCCCCGACUUUCUGGGACUUCUUGUUGUUGUUUGUAGUGCUAAUAUAUGCUUAUUUUAGAUUAUUGUUAAAGUAUGUUCUUAGGAAAGCUGUAAGUUGGAGUGCUUUCAAUUCUUGGCAGAUUUAUUUCAGAAAAUAAAAAUUGACACUUUGUUUUAGGCUGCUUCAUAUAGUCUUUUUUUUUGUUAGGAAAGAGCUAAUUUGUCAACUCUUAACUUUAGGGAGUCAGUGCCCUGUUUUCUUAAAAUGAUGCCUUGAGUUGGUGCUGAAAAUGGCUGAAAUUAGAGUUUCUAGGGUAGAGCAAGGCCAACCCAAGAUUAGAAAUGUCCCAAUUGCAGUGACCCCUGAAGGUUUUUGGUGUUGUCCAUCUCCUGUUGUGUUCCAAAAGACUCUCAAAUCUCAAAAGCCUCUAAACAAACCCAAAUCCUCCUCACCAGCACCCAAGAUUACUGUUCAUAAGAAUCAAAUCCCACUAACUGAGAAGAAGUCAGUGAACACCCCGAUAAGGUCAGCAGUUACUUAUGAUGAUCAAAGAACUUCUACUCCUGUUAAUCAUGGUAUUAGUACACCGAUUGUUCCGGAGAGAGUGCCAAGGCCUAAGGUGGAACAUAUGCCUAGGAAUGUGGCAAUUGAGUACGGUGAACCGGGAACCAGUGAUAUGAAGGUGAUUCUACUUGGGAAGCAAGGUUUUCGUGUGAAAUUGAGCGUCCACAAGAAAGUUCUACUGGAGCAUAGCUGUUUUUUCACUGAUAAACUUUCUGAACAAGAGUCUGAUUUGUCUUGCCUUGAAAUUGGUGACUGCGAGGAUGUAGAAAGUUAUGUCGAAACUUUGGGAUUGAUGUACUGCAAAGAAAUGAAGCUGCGUUUAAUGAAACAAAGUGUUUCACGUGUGCUCCGUAUUCUCAAGGUUGCUGAGCUCCUUGGCUUUAACUCGUGCAUACAAUCAUGCUUGGAGUACUUGGAAGCAGUUCCUUGGGUUGGCAAAGAGGAAGAAGAAAAGGUGAUCUCUUCGGUUUUGCAGCUACACGGUGAAGGUGAAGGUGUCGUGGUCACCCCAGUAUUAAAGCGCAUCUCUUCUAAUGUCUAUAAUCCCCCCAACGAAACUAUUUCUCGCAUAAUGGAACUUGUUCUUAAAAGCAAUGAGGAGAGAGGCCGGCGUGAAAUGAAAUCUAUAGUAUUGAAGCUUCUUAGGGAGAAUAAUAGCCUCCCAAGUUAUGCUGGUCCAACUGACAUCUGCAAUGAAACUGUUUAUACUUUGUGCAAAAGCUGCUUGGAUUCACUCUUAUCUCUGUUCAAACGAGCAGCUGAACCAGAAUCAACUGAUAAAACCACGGACAGCGAAGAACCUGUGGUGAAACAAAUAGCUUUGGAAGCAGAUAAUCUCACAUGGUUGCUUGAGAUUUUGGCUGACAGGCAAUCAGCAGAUGAAUUUGCAUUAAUUUGGGCUAGCCAGCAAGAGUUGGCUACAUUACAUUCAAAGCUGCCCAUUGUGUCUCGAUACCCUGUUAACUGCAUUACAGCUAGGUUAUUUGUUGGAAUUGGAAAAGGGGAGCUGUUACCAGUGAAGGACACCCGCCAAUUGUUGUUACAAACCUGGUUGCAUCCAUUGAUCAAUGACUACAACUGGUUGCAACAUGGAUGCAGGUCAUUUGACCGGAAAGUUGUGGAGGAAGGCAUUGGGAGGACGAUUCUCACGUUGCCUCUAGAGGAUCAGCAGAGUAUUCUGGUUGCCUGGUUGGGCAGUUUUCUCAAGGCUGGAAACAACUGUCCAAAUCUUCAGAGGGCUUUCGAGGUAUGGUGGCGACGAGCUUUCAUCAAACCUUAUGCAGGCGCCAAAGGCAAUGUACUCCACUCUGAUAGCUCAGUGACUUCAAAGCAGUAAGACUAAAGAAACAACAAACACAAGUGCAACCAUAUGUAAAUUAAUUGGAAUAACCUUUUGCCGUAUUUCUUCGAUACCAAGUGUGCUCUGGCAAGUACCUGUUGCACUAUUUCUCAAUUACCAAAGAGUUGACGUUGGCGAGUCUCCUUGGAUAUGGCCUGCUUCAGGUUAUGUUUUCUGCUAGAAUUUAAAUAUGUAAUGUAUGUAACAUACUUUGUUUUGAUCUAGCAAUUCUCAGAAAGAUAUUCAAUUUCAAGAUUCGCAGUGUUUUAUUGU
Molecule: messenger RNA, 2474 nt
Organism: Hibiscus syriacus
Lineage: Eukaryota; Viridiplantae; Streptophyta; Magnoliopsida; Malvales; Malvaceae
Product: BTB/POZ domain-containing protein At3g50780-like
Exons: 2
Coding region: 588-2198 (536 amino acids)
Molecular function (GO): protein binding
Source: RefSeq, a predicted model, not a curated record